Messenger RNA from Pichia membranifaciens NRRL Y-2026, 1656 nucleotides. RefSeq lists its product as hypothetical. Bases 1 to 1656 code for a protein of 551 amino acids. NCBI's taxonomy places the organism in Eukaryota, Fungi, Ascomycota, Pichiomycetes, Pichiales, Pichiaceae. The transcript has a single exon. Gene Ontology annotation, molecular function: histone deacetylase activity. The record is from RefSeq and is a predicted model, not a curated record.
AUGUUGUAUGAAGACAAGCCGUUUGGCGAGAUCAAGGUGAACCCACAGGACAAGAAGAGGAUAGCGUACUUCUACGACAGUGAUGUCGGGAACUACUCGUAUGGGUCUGCACAUCCGAUGAAGCCACACAGAAUUAGAAUGGCACACUCGUUGAUCAUGAACUACGGGCUGUACAAGUCGAUGGAGAUAUACCGGGCGAAACCGGCCACCAGACAAGAGAUGACUCAGUUCCACACGGAUGAGUACGUCGACUUUCUUGCCCGUGUUACACCAGACAACUUAGAGAUGUUCAAUAAGGAACAGUUGAAGUUCAACGUCGGAGACGAUUGUCCCGUGUUUGAUGGGUUGUUUGAGUACUGUUCGAUUUCCGGUGGUGGAUCGAUGGAGGGAGCAGCCAGGUUGAAUAGGGGGAAGUGCGAUGUUGCGAUCAACUAUGCUGGUGGGUUGCAUCAUGCAAAGAAAAGUGAAGCCAGUGGAUUCUGCUACGUGAAUGACAUUGUUCUCGGUAUCAUUGAGCUCCUCAGAUAUCACCCCAGAGUCCUGUACAUUGACAUCGACGUUCACCAUGGAGACGGUGUUGAGGAGGCGUUUUACACCACCGACCGUGUGAUGACUGUGUCUUUCCACAAAUAUGGAGAGUUCUUCCCAGGAACUGGUGAGCUACGUGAUAUUGGUGUCGGCAAAGGAAAGUACCAUUCCAUCAACGUUCCAUUGAGAGACGGUAUUGAUGAUCAAACAUACAAGAACCUCUUUGAGCCAGUGAUGAAGCGUGUCAUCGAUUGGUAUCAACCUAGUGCCAUUGUCUUCCAGUGUGGAGGAGACUCUCUCUCUGGGGACCGUCUAGGAUGUUUUAAUUUGAGUAUGUACGGCCAUGCAAACUGCAUCAACUACAUCAAAUCUUUUGGAUUGCCACUGAUGAUUCUUGGAGGUGGUGGUUACACAAUGAGAAAUGUUUCACGGACGUGGACUUACGAAACCGGGUUAUUGAACCAGAAAGUCUUGGGUCCUGAGUUGCCUUUUAAUGAUUACUUCGAGUACUACGGACCUGAUUACAAGUUGGAGGUGCGUCCAAGUAACAUGCACAAUGCGAACACACCAGAAUACCUCAACAGGAUAAUGACCCAGAUAUUCACCAACUUGGACAAUGCGAAGCAUGCACCUAGUGUUCAGAUGAACGAAAUGCCUAAAGACAUCUUGGAUUUUGAAGACGACGUUGAGGAAGAUGGCAAUGAGGCAAUCGACACAAGAGGAGGAAGUCAGAAGAGGCGGGAUGAGAUGACGGUGCCUGAAAACGAAUAUUUUGACCACGAUGAAGAUGCUGUCAAAGUCAAGGACAAGGACAUUGACAUUGACAUGACUGAUGCAAAGCCAGCGAUUUUAUCUACAUCGGAUUCGACUCCAAUGACUACUAGUGAACCUGCUUUCGAGCAAUCAACGACAACUACCGCUGCCACGACGGCGGUUCCAACGGAGACAACUACGGCGCCUGCAAUAGCCCCAGUUGCAAACGUGACGCAGGAAAGUGUAAAAUCAGAAAGCAAGCCAGAACCUGAGAAUACUACUACUAUUACCGAUACGGCUGCUGUCACGGCGGCUGAGGGAAAAAAAUUCGAAGCUAAAGUUCCCAUCGAAGAUAAAAUGGAUACAGAUCCAUGA